UGUGGUGUUGUGUGAACAUCAGUGUGUGGUCCCCUGCUGUUUCUCUCAUCAUCUGAUGUGAUGGCAGCUCGAGCAACAAGCGAGCGCGGCGGUGCGGCAGCGGCGGCGGCGGCGGCGGCAGCGGCGGCGCUGCGCACACGGAGAACGCGUCGGUGAAUGAGCGGCGGAGGUUGUGUUGUAUGUGCGUGUGAAGCGUGUGAAGCGUGUGCGUGUGGAGCGGGGAGCUGCGGAGGAUUGAAUGAACUCGGGGGAUUUGUGAAAGUCUCGUGAAAGUGCGUGACGCUGCUGCGGUUCUGCGGGUUUUCCGUCUGCGGUGCGGACCGGAGCAGAUGAUGGACCGACCCUCGGACGGCCCCGGACUCACAGCGGCUCUCCGGGUCUUGUGGAUGCUCCAAGCCCUGGACCUGGCGGGCUCUCAGGAGAUUUACGCGCCCCACUCGAUCCGGGUGGAGGGCGACGUGACGCUGGGGGGGCUGUUCCCGGUGCACGCCAGGGGGGUCCCGGGGAUUCCGUGCGGGGACAUAAAGAAGGAGAACGGGAUCCACCGGCUGGAGGCGAUGAUGUACGCCCUGGAUCAGAUUAACGGGGACGAGGAGUUGCUGCCCAACGUCACCCUGGGCGCGCGGAUCCUGGACACAUGCUCCCGGGACACUUACGCCCUGGAGCAGUCGCUGACUUUCGUCCAGGCGCUGAUCCAGAAGGACACGUCGGACGUCAGGUGCACGAACGGGGAGCCGCCGGUGUUUGUGAAGCCGGAGAAAGUUGUCGGUGUGGUGGGAGCGUCUGCGAGCUCCGUGUCCAUCAUGGUGGCCAACAUCCUGCGCCUCUUCCAGAUCCCUCAGAUUAGCUACGCAUCCACGGCCCCGGAGCUGAGCGACGACCGGCGCUACGACUUCUUCUCCCGCGUGGUCCCUCCGGACAGUUUCCAGGCUCAGGCCAUGGUGGACAUCGUCCAGGCCAUGGGUUGGAACUACGUCUCCACCGUGGCAUCGGAGGGCAGCUACGGCGAGAAGGGCGUGGACGCCUUCAUGCAGCUCUCCAGAGAAGCAGGUGGAAUCUGCAUCGCUCAGUCACUGAAGAUUCCUCACGACCACAAACCGUCGGACUUUGAUAAAAUCAUCCGUCUGCUGCUGGACACGCGUUCCUCCCGCGCCGUCAUCCUGUUUGCAUCUGACGAGGACAUCAGAGGGAUCCUGAACGCCAGUAAGCGAGCCGACCAGGUGGGACACUUCCUGUGGCUGGGCUCUGACAGCUGGGGCGCCAAGAACAGUCCCAUCCACCAGUUGGAGGACGCUGCUGUCGGAGCCGUGACGAUUCUUCCAAAGAGGGCGACCAUCAGUGGCUUCGACGCCUACUUCACGUCGAGGACGCUGGAGAACAACAGGAGGAACGUGUGGUUCGCUGAGUACUGGGAGGAAAACUUCAACUGCAAACUGAUGAGCUCGUCCAAGAGAGACGAGAGCAGCAGGAAGUGCACAGGUCAGGAACGUAUCGGCUUGGACUCCAAGUACGAGCAGGAAGGGAAGGUGCAGUUUGUGAUCGAUGCCGUGUACGCCGUGGCCCACGCCCUCCACAACAUGCAGAGAGACCUGUGUCCAGAAAACUCUGGCAUCUGUCUGGAGAUGGACCUGGCUGGAGGCAAGAAGCUGCUCAGGUACAUCCGCAGCGUCAGCUUCAACGGAAGUGCUGGUACGUCAGUGACAUUUAACCGUAACGGUGACGCUCCCGGACGCUACGACCUGUUCCAGUACCAGUGGAGCAACGUGACUGGGCCGGGCUACAGAGUCAUCGGACAGUGGACGGAGACGCUGCAGAUCAACAUCGAGGACAUGCAGUGGCCUCUGGGUGAGCGGGACAUUCCCAGCUCCGUCUGCAGCCUGCCCUGUAAAUCCGGCGAGAGGAAGAAGGUGGUGAAGGGCAUGGCGUGCUGCUGGCACUGCGAGCCCUGCGACGGUUACCAGUACCAGUACAACGAGUUCACCUGUAAACUCUGCUCCUACAACAUGAGGCCCAACGCCAACCGCACGUCCUGCCAGCCCAUCCCCAUCACCAAGCUGGACUGGCACUCGCCCUGGGCGGUGAUUCCAGUUUUCCUGGCGAUGCUCGGCAUCAUUGCUACAAUAUUCGUCAUGGCUACGUUCAUACGGCACAAUGACACGCCGAUAGUCCGCGCAUCCGGCCGGGAGCUGAGUUACGUUCUCCUCACUGGGAUAUUUCUGUGUUACAUCAUCACGUUCCUCAUGAUCGCCAAGCCAGAUGUCGGCGUGUGCUCGUUCAGAAGGAUCUUUCUGGGUCUGGGGAUGUGCAUCAGCUACGCCGCCCUCCUCACCAAAACCAACCGCAUCUACCGAAUCUUCGAACAGGGGAAGAAGUCGGUGACGGCGCCCAGGCUGAUCAGCCCCACCUCACAGCUGGCGAUCACCUCCAGUCUCAUCUCCGUGCAGCUGCUGGGCGUGUUGAUCUGGUUCGGGGUGGAUCCACCCAACAUCAUCAUAGACUACGAAGAGCAGAAGACCAUCAACCCAGAUCUGGCCCGAGGCGUGUUGAAGUGUGACAUCACAGAUCUGCAGAUCAUCUGCUCGUUGGGUUACAGUAUCCUACUGAUGGUGACGUGUACUGUUUACGCCAUAAAGACCCGCGGCGUCCCCGAGAAUUUUAACGAGGCCAAGCCCAUCGGGUUCACUAUGUACACCACCUGCAUCGUCUGGUUGGCUUUUAUACCCAUCUUCUUUGGCACAGCACAGUCUGCAGAGAAGCUCUACAUCCAGACGACCACCUUGACCAUCUCCAUGAACCUCAGUGCGUCCGUGGCCCUCGGGAUGCUCUACAUGCCAAAAGUCUACGUGAUCAUCUUCCACCCAGAGCUCAACGUGCAGAAGAGGAAACGCUCGUUUAAAGCCGUUGCCACGGUCGCCACCAUGUCGUCCCGACUCUCCCACAAGGCCAGCGACCGGCCCAACGGCGAGGCCAAGACGGAGCUGUGUGAAAACGUGGACGCCAACAGCUAAUCUCAUAUUAAUCUGAGGUCGAGCAGCGAAGAAGAAGAAGAGCGUGAGCUACAACGACCUCGUGAUCUGACGGCGUUCCUCCAUCACAACCACGAACUGAGCGACAGGAGGCGUCUGUUGGAGCAAAGGAUCUUUUCAGUUCUUUCCUUUUUCCGUCUCAUGUGUUUCACCACAGACGCUCGGACGCUGGAGCAAAGCAUUGUGGGACGCAGACGUUGACUCGAUCAGAGGAACGGUGAUGGAGGAGGAGGAGUUUUUAAGAAGAGGACGAUGCGAUGGUGGGAAAUAUUUGAGAAAACAAAAGAUCAAACAGAAUCUUUUUGUUUUGUCGUGGCUGAGAACAAACGGCGGCGGACUCGUCUCAUCACAGCUCAGACGGCUCAGAAUCGUCCGUGCGUCCUGACGUGGCGUGGCGUGGCGUGGCGUGGCGUGGCGUGACCUGACCUGACCUGA
This is a messenger RNA of Hippoglossus stenolepis (Pacific halibut), 3461 nucleotides long. It is a transcript of the gene grm7, whose product is annotated as metabotropic glutamate receptor 7. Bases 330 to 3008 code for a protein of 892 amino acids. Gene Ontology annotation, cellular component: membrane. Gene Ontology annotation, molecular function: group III metabotropic glutamate receptor activity. The transcript is spliced from 11 exons. Gene Ontology annotation, biological process: G protein-coupled glutamate receptor signaling pathway; regulation of synaptic transmission, glutamatergic. The record is from RefSeq and is a predicted model, not a curated record. Lineage: Eukaryota; Metazoa; Chordata; Actinopteri; Pleuronectiformes; Pleuronectidae.